Symbiodinium sp. CCMP2592 is the source of this 4308-nucleotide messenger RNA. NCBI's taxonomy places the organism in Eukaryota, Dinophyceae, Suessiales, Symbiodiniaceae. The record is from the annotation of a GenBank genome assembly.
AUGACUGCCGAACCGGCUCCAAAUGAUCCCAAUGCACUCGCCGCUUGCAAACAAGAGCCGCACGAGGGCCACCUGAAAAUCAUUGCCACUUGGAACGACAUCACGAUUCUGGAGCAUCAUAUGACCAAGGAAACAUUGUUGCUGCGUGGCGAGGUCACAUUGAAAUUCAAUGCUGCCGGUUUCGCGUUCGUCCGAGUGGCAGGGGAGAGUACGUGGCUGUCGAAGCUCUUGAAGUAUCACCUUUUUAGACGUGCUUCCAGCGAGGGCGACACGUCCGAGGGCUCGUCGGAGACGGAGCCUUUCGUUAUUACCCGCACAGAGACAGGAACCCAGUCGCAAUGGCUGAAAAGCUUCCUCCUUGGAAGAAGACUGUUGCAGACUGAUUUGUCAACCGCACUCCAAACGGAGAAACCAGUCUCCAUUCUGCAAGCCCGAGGACCCUGUAGGCAUUUCUGGCGGCUUACUUCCUUUAUCCGAAAGCCACGACAGACGAUUAUGGGCAAGCUGCGACGGUUCUGGCUGCCAGCCUUUGUGUCCGAGCUCCAGCUGGAAAGCGGGAGAGGGCACGUGCUCUGGCCGCCUCACUGCAAGGAGACGGGACAAGGCGAAACGGAGGACACGGCUCAUGAUCUGUUCGUCAGCACGUUGUUUCUCUGCUUUCUGCUGCAUAUGUUGUACGUCUACUCUGAUGAGACCACGACAUUGCUCCCCCUGUUCCUUCAGAGGUUGUUGCCGGAGAAGUGGAGGGUUCGGGUCGCGUCCGAGGCAGCUUCUCUGGUCAUCCGACACGGCAAUGUCACAUUGUCCGAGUUGACCGAGAGGACCUGCUACAAAGAGCGGAUGCGGGGCUCCAAGAAGACUGUGCCCAUGAAGUCCAGGAAGACCCAGCCCGUGCACGAGGUGCUCAAGCAACUCUGGAGGACGAAGGCCCUGCGGUGGCUUCGAGCAGACGUCUUGAAAGGCUUGUCCGGGGCAGUGGAUGCUGGUGUUCUGGCCUCCGACUUCGGGGAGGAUCCCUGCCAGGACUCCAUUUUCGACAGCAGCGACAAGCCAGACAUGCGUGAUCCUGCCGUCCGAAUGGCCAGAGUGCGAGCAGCCCGCGUCGUCCGAGGCCCCGCCGAUGCCAAGCUGUCCGCCCGAGCCAAGACCAACCUGAAGGUGCAGAAGGUCCGAGCUCGGUCGAUGGUGAAGGCCAGGCAGCGCGUCCGAGAACGGUUCCAGUAUUGGAUGUCCUGCAGGCGGGUGCUUGGAUCGGCGAAGACGUUGCACAUUGCCUUCGAUGCGUCCCGAGUCGGAGGCAAGAAGAGGUCGUACUAUGCGAUCCUGGACAGCCACACUGGGUUGGCAGCAUGGGGGCCACCGCUGAUUCUGAGGGAUUCUGGGUACAGGGCUGUCACGUCCGAGCCCACUCCCGAGGAGCAGGGGAGGCUGGACUCCAAGACCCGAGGGUAUCUGCUGAGCUUGCGUGCCCGAGACAAUGCUCUGUCGUCCGAGGCUGCGGCGCCUGUGGUCGAGAAGAAGCAGCGGUUGCCUUCUUUCGAGCAGGUGGUGGCGCUGGAGCAGACGUUGCAGAGCAUGUGUCCGAGUGCAGCAAGCCUGCUGGAGUUCACAGCCCCAGACCCGGAAGGUCGCCUGGAGAUGCCCGUGCUGUGUUUCAAUGCGGACGCUGGGCCGGACGUAAUGAGCUGCUUACAGUUCUUGCAGAACCACGUCCGAGUCCGCAUGAUCCACUUUUGGGAUCCAAGACACCGACUCGCCCGAGAGUUGGAAAAUGCUGUGAGCCAUGCAAAGCUGAAAGGCGCCCUGUCCCUAGGCGAGCUAGUUAUCAACUUUAGUCGGGGCCCGUGGAGCUCGCACAAAUGGUUCCGCCGUCUGCAGGAGGAGAUGGUAGACUUCGCUGCAACACUGUCUGCUGCACCGCCAGACGUGCGAGAGAGAGGCGGCUUUCUCUUUCAGCAUCUCCGGGAGGAGAUUGCACUCCAGGCUGGCUUGCAUGUCGAGGAAGUCACACCCGAGAAAUGCAAGGAUCUCUUGCAACACAGCGGCUUCUUGAGGAAGCGUGGGCCCAGCAACAUGAGCAGGUGGGAUGCAUUUGCUGUGGGUUGGUCCGAGAGAAAGUCCGAGCUGGGCCUCCUGAAGCUACUGUGCCUGUCCUAUGGCCUCAAAGCCGGCUAUCUCCAGCCGGCGACCAAUGCCGCCGCCAACCGAGCUACCGAAGAAUGGGCCGGCCAGGUCUUGUCCGAGGGCGACGGAGACAACACAUUGGGCUCUGAUGCCAAGCAGCGCCUGUUCCAGAAGUGCGUCAACAAGCUUCAUGUGGUCACCAACAUCUUGUUGCAGAAAGACACGUGUGACAAGCUCAACUGUUGGUUUCACUUGAGUUGGCCGAUCUCUCAGGAGCUGCAUCGCCUCAGGACCACCCUGAAGAGAGGUCGAGAUGGUUGUGAACAGCAUCUCCUAGAAGAGGCCCGCGGCUCUAGCUUGGAAGUCCUCACGACCAUCUUCGAGACUGCAGUGUGUCCCGACGUCCGAGAAGACCUGGCUAUUUGGCACGGUGCCCGCCUCGGUGCAGGGAUGAUCGGCCGAAUGACGGUCGAGGACCCUAUCGUCAAAUUCCAGAACAAGACAUGCCAGAUGGUGCUGGAAACUGCUUUGGAAUUGGCUCACGUCAAGAUGCAGUAUGCCUCGGUUACCAUGUUUUCUUGGCCCUCCCAGCUCGUCCUCCUUGCCUUCGGAACCGAAGAAGAGCAGAACGUUACACUCGUGAAUCUGUACCUGUCCGAGCAGGCACACGCCCGAGCCAUGGCCAACAGCGAGAAGCUGAAAUGGCUCCGGGUGUUUGCAAAGCGAUCGCCGAUGGGGUCCAGGCUUAUGCGGGACGUCGUCGCGAACUUGCAUUCGUCCGAGUGGCGCAUCACGAAACGUUUGCUGAAUUGGCUGCAGCCGCUCUUCCGAGGUUUGGGGGCCACCUGGAACGAGGAAGCGUUUGGCGACGCCCGAGAGUUGGAGGGCAAGGAGAACAAGGGCCACGAGCUGAGCUCCACGGAGGCUUGGGAGUGUUGCUCUUACAGUCGGACGCUCACCUCCUUUGGAUUUCGGGAAAUCCAAACCGAGCCGACCGAGGCCGAAGGCAACAUUCCCGAGUCUCUCUUCCGUCUGGAGAAAAACAAGGUGCCCGAGAAAUUGAAAGCAAUAACUGCACCAAUGAAGUGGACCUCCCUCAGCCAAAUUGGUCUUUGUGCUGUGGCCUGCGAGUUGGCCGUCCUGAAGGAUGCCAUGGAUCAGGACCGAGUGGCUCAGCUUAGCGACUCCUGGCGGAGCGGGAUGUUAAGAAGAGGCACCGUAGUUGGCCACACCUCUUUUCCCGAGUCCGACAGAUAUCUAUCCAUGGGCGCCUGGCCAUCGCAUUCCGGUGCACUUCUGCUGCCCUUGAAAACCUGCCAGGGCGGCUUCAACUUGGACCUUCCACUCACAAAAGACAAGCUGAAGUUUGUUCAGGUCUUUCGACUCUCCGAUUGGUUUGCGUUGCCCACGACCGUUAAGAGCCCUUUGCACCAUGCCAUUCGAAACGGCGGCACUCCGACAACCGCACCCCUCCUCACGGUGACAGGCGAAGCCCGGAAACCUAUCCUUCAGUACUGUGCGGAGCAUGCUUUCUUCGACAUGGACGAAACACGACUGUCUUUCAUUCUCAAGGAAGAGUGUGGCAUGGGAGACCUCGAUUUUUCCAAUGCCGAAACUGCCUUGGGUGAGAUGCUUUCCACGGCCGUUCAAAAGACUCUGUCUGUGUCCGAGGACCAGGCAGCAGACAUCAUGGAAAGGUCCCUGAAGUAUCGGCAAGCCGAUGAUGCAGAUUUGAAUGAAAUCCUGCAGUCGCCCGAGUUUCAGGAGCUCCUGACGGCCGAAACUGACAAGCAAAUCAAGGAAGUCUUGUCCGAGUCCAAAACAAAGCAUCGCAAGGCCAUGUUCGAGUCGAAACAACUUUACUCGGAGGAACACGUCAAUGGUUGGUUGCCGCCGCAGCAUACCUCAAGACGUGAUGAGUUCAACAAAUGCUGGCGUGCCGAGGAUAGAAACGGAGUGUCCACGUCCCGGUCCUGGGGCGACCAGGGUGACGGCUAUGCUCUGCACCGCAUGCUGACGGCUGCCUGGGAGAAAUACCUAUUUCUCCACCCGGCCGAGACUUGCCCUUGGGAUUUCACAUGCCCGAGCAGCAGGAGCAGCCUCGACCGAGCAGCCGGAGCAGCCUCGACCGAGCAGCCGCCACUCAAUUCCAGCGGCAUCAGUCUGCCCGAGACCAUGGAAUAG